Molecule: messenger RNA, 701 nt
Organism: Photinus pyralis (common eastern firefly)
Lineage: Eukaryota; Metazoa; Arthropoda; Insecta; Coleoptera; Lampyridae
Exons: 2
Coding region: 74-505 (143 amino acids)
Biological process (GO): sensory perception of smell
Molecular function (GO): odorant binding
Source: RefSeq, a predicted model, not a curated record
ACAAUAUAUAUACAGGUGUCGACUACUCUCAUGUUAGUCAACUUAACUCUCUACGAAAAGCAAAAGCUACAACAUGUUAUUAACAGUCCUGUGUUUGACGCUACUGGCUGCUACUGCAACUUCGGCUGAGAUCUCCCAAGAUAUCAUUACAAAUAUCAGAAACACGAUUAAAGAUAUUAAAGGCCCCUGCUUACAAAGUGAAGGUGCGAGUGAAACCGACCUAGAAGAUAUAUUAUCGAAAGGAAUAUACAGUACUAGUCGUAACUUAAAAUGUGCUUUGAAGUGCCUUUAUAUAGGUACCAAUAUUAUAAGCUCAACCGGAGUAAUUAACGAAGCAAAUAUGAAGUUAAAAACUGGAACUAUAAAUGUGAAUACUCAAAAUGCAGUAUUCGCGAACUGCGCAGGAUUUACGAAUGCAGAUCUCUGUGAGAGGGUAUAUGAAAUUAGUAAAUGCACCUACCGUACCUUAAAGGGAUCGUUCGGUGCUACUUGGUUGGACACAUAAUUUCUUUAAGUGAAUCGUACUUAAAAGUGCACUAUAUUGAUUACGUUAAUCCUUAUUACAUUUUGGCUACGGUACUUUUAUUAUACUUACUUAAUUCUAUUUCUGUUAGUAUGCUAAUUUCUUUUUAUGUUGCACAUAUAUUUUAAUAGAACCUAGAGGGAUUUCCCGUUAAAUAAAUAAAUAAAUAAAAUGAAAA